CUUUCUCCGCCAUUGUGGUGCGUGAGGUUUGUUCUUCUUCACCAUGUCUUCUCACAAGACUUUCAGGGUCAAGAGGUUCCUGGCCAAGAAACAAAAGCAGAACCGGCCCAUUCCUCAAUGGAUUUGGAUGAAAACUGGUAAUGAAAUCAGGUACAACUCCAAGAGGAGACAUUGGAGAAGAACCAAAGUGUGUCUAUAAGGAAGGGCACAUCAGAGAUGUCUCAUAUUUAUGCUCUAUUCGUGUUGUCUGCCUCUUGGAGUCACAGAAAAGACCACCGCUGUGGGGACAGUUUGGCAUUUUAUUGGAAAUUGGAUUAUUUUUUUCUUGACAUUUUUCCUUGAGUAGUAGGUUGGUUCAUUAAUAAAUGUGAGGCCACUUAAAAAAAA
Phyllostomus discolor (pale spear-nosed bat) is the source of this 387-nucleotide messenger RNA. Its product is annotated as 60S ribosomal protein L39-like. The transcript has a single exon. Gene Ontology annotation, biological process: translation. NCBI's taxonomy places the organism in Eukaryota, Metazoa, Chordata, Mammalia, Chiroptera, Phyllostomidae. The record is from RefSeq and is a predicted model, not a curated record. Gene Ontology annotation, cellular component: cytosolic large ribosomal subunit; ribosome. The coding region runs from base 44 to 199 and encodes 51 amino acids. Gene Ontology annotation, molecular function: structural constituent of ribosome.